AAGCCAAACCGUCAUCAACAUCAACAACAACAACAUCAUCAUCAUUCCUUAAGUUAUCAUUGAAUUGAACUCAAUUAUCGUCAUUAACCAAGUCGAUCAACUACCCACCAGAGUAUAUCCUGAGCCACUUUCCUUAAUCAUCGUUGUAUUUACUAUAUAGUUAGAUACAGUUUCCAUCAAGACAACUCCAUUCGAAAGCAACAUACAUAACUACAUUCAACAAUGUCAAUUGUAUCAUUACUAGGUAUAGAGGUAUUAAACAAUCCAGCCAAGUUCAACGAUCCCUAUGAAUUUGAAAUCACUUUUGAAUGUUUAGAACCAUUAAAGGAAGAUUUAGAAUGGAAAUUAACUUAUGUAGGAUCAUCACGAUCAUUAGAUCAUGAUCAAGAAUUAGAUUCGAUCUUAGUGGGUCCUGUCCCUGUGGGGAUUAAUAAAUUCUUAUUCCAAGCUGAUCCUCCAAGUGCGGAAUUGAUCCCUGCUAAUGAAUUAGUCAGUGUUACUGUUAUAUUAUUAAGUUGUUCUUAUAAUGAUCGAGAAUUCGUUAGAGUGGGAUAUUAUGUUAAUAAUGAAUAUGAUUCUGAAGAAUUACGAGAGAAUCCUCCUGCUAAAGUUCAAGUUGAGCAUGUGAUUAGAAAUAUCUUGGCGGAGAAACCUAGAGUUACCAGAUUUAAUAUUGUGUGGGAUAAUGAAGAUGGUAAUGCUGAUGAAUAUCCUCCUGAACAACAAGAAGAGGAAGAACAAGAAGGAAACGAAAAGAAAGAGGAAGAAGACGAGGAAGAAGAGGAGGAAGAAGAAGAAGAAGAAGCAUCAUCAUCAUCAUCAACUACGAUAAAUAAAAAGAAAAGAAAACUUGAGGACGACGAAGAUGAAGAAGAAAUAGAUAUCGAAGAAGAAGAAGAUAUAGAAGAAGAUCUUGGCGAAGAAGAAGGAGAAGAAGAUCUUAAAGAUCUUGAAGAAGAUGAACAACAAGAUGAUGAUCAAGAAGAUGGAACUGAAAAACUCAAUGGUAGUGAAACCCCCAUUGAUAAAGUUCAAAGCACGUAACCUAAUAAUCUCUCUUCCCUUUAUAGAAUUUACCCACCCGACCCCUGUACAUUAUAUUAU
Scheffersomyces coipomensis is the source of this 1104-nucleotide messenger RNA. RefSeq names its product nucleosome assembly factor (gene ASF1). The record is from RefSeq and is a predicted model, not a curated record. The transcript has 2 exons. Gene Ontology annotation, molecular function: histone binding. NCBI's taxonomy places the organism in Eukaryota, Fungi, Ascomycota, Pichiomycetes, Serinales, Debaryomycetaceae. Gene Ontology annotation, biological process: nucleosome disassembly; nucleosome assembly; DNA replication-dependent chromatin assembly. Bases 223 to 1044 code for a protein of 273 amino acids. Gene Ontology annotation, cellular component: chromatin; nucleus.